GAAAAAUUGCUUCAUACCCCCCACACCCUGUGGACUCGGUCUCUUUGAUUACGGGUUUAUAACAUGAAAUACAUGGAGUCUUUUCUCCCUUUCUCCCUGUGGACGUUCGUGCUCUGUUUGGAUUUUGUUACAGCUGCAGCUGCUGCUCUGAGCGUCCAUCCCGACAAGUCGGUCUUCUUUUAUUAUGAAACCGUGACUCUGAGCUGUGCAGACACCGAGGACACUGUGAAGAGAAACACCUCCACAAAGUCUUCUGUUUCCUGCGAGGUCUGGGGCCAACUACGUGGGUCGUCCUGCAGCAUUAAAGGUGUCUACCCAUCGGACAGUGGAGUGUACUGGUGCGAGUCUAAGAGCGGGAAGAGCAGCAACACCAUCAACAUCACAGUGAGCACUGGUCUGAUCCUGGAGAGCCCUGCUGCUCCUGUGACCGAGGGAGCCGAUGUUACACUAAAGUGCUCCUACAAAGAAAAAUAUGCAAAGGAGUCGACAUCAAACUUCAGAGCGGAAUUCUACAGAAAUGGGUCUUCAAUUGGAAACGAGACCAAAGGACAGAUGAUCCUUAAAAAUGUGUCCAAGGAGAAGGAAGGCUUCUACAAGUGUAAACACCCCACACGAGGAGAGUCACCACAGAGCUGGCUGGCAGUGAGAGACAGACCUCAGUCUACGACUGCCCCUCCUCCUACUACUCCUACUCCUACUCUUCAUCCUCUUCUGAUGUCUCUGCCCUGCCUGGUGUCCACAGUCCUGCUGUUCAUCCUCUUCACUGGUUUACUCAUACUGUGCAUAUGCAAAUAUAAAAAGAGGACUCGAGCUCCUCUUGCUAAAACAAAGGAGGCUGAUUGUCUCUAACUGGAGCAUCUGAGGAAGAACAAAGAUCAGCGUCUCACCGGGUUUACAGCAAAACCUGUUUUCUCCUCCUUUAUCGCCUCCCAGCAGCUGUUAGCUUACACUGUUAGCUGCUGAUUUAAUGAUCCACUGCUGAGCUGAAAACUGCCUUUGAUGAGUUUUAUGUUUGAGAGACAAAACAAGAAAUGUCAAAAUGUUAUUUAGCUUCAUGCUAAGCUUUGUAUGCUAAUGUAGAAAUCCAUCCACUCUCUUCUGCUUA
Messenger RNA from Archocentrus centrarchus (flier cichlid), 1105 nucleotides. RefSeq lists its product as uncharacterized. Lineage: Eukaryota; Metazoa; Chordata; Actinopteri; Cichliformes; Cichlidae. The record is from RefSeq and is a predicted model, not a curated record. Gene Ontology annotation, biological process: immune response; cell surface receptor signaling pathway. The coding region runs from base 64 to 849 and encodes 261 amino acids. The transcript has 5 exons. Gene Ontology annotation, cellular component: external side of plasma membrane. Gene Ontology annotation, molecular function: transmembrane signaling receptor activity.